AUGCGCGUGGGUUUCAUCGGGUACGGGAACAUGGCGGACGCGCUGGCGAGCGGAUUCGUCGGCGCGAACGUGGUCAAGUUUGCCGAUUUGACGAUGUGUAAUAAAUCCAACGUCGAGCGACGCGAGAGCUUCAGGGCGAGGGGAGGGACGGUGGUGGAGACCGCGAGAGACGUGACGGAGAAGAGUGAUGUCAUCUUUUUGGCCGUCAAACCGCCGUACAUCAAGAGCGUGUUGGAUGAAGUGCGCAGAGAGAUCUCGGAGGAGGCGCUCGAGCCCAAGGUUUUCGUGAGCGUCGCCGCGGGGGUCACGCUCGAGGCGAUGGAGGGGGUGUGGACGACGCACGACCAGAAACCACCGGCCAUCGUGCGCGUGAUGCCGAACACGCCGUGCUUGGUCGGUGCCGCGGCGAGCGGAAUAUGCAAAGGGUCGACGUGCUCGGAGGAAAGCUUGCACCGAGCGCUCGCGCUCAUGUCCACCGUGGGCGUGUGCAAAGUGAUCAUGGAAUCGCAGAUGAGCGCUCUGACGGGCGUGAGCGGCUCCGGACCGGCGUAUGUGUUCGUGCUCAUCGAGGCCAUGGCGGACGGUGGCGUUCGAGCGGGACUUCCGAGAGACGUCGCGCUGGAACUCGCCGCGCAGACGUUUUACGGAGCGUCAAAAAUGGUGCUCGAAACGGGCGAGCAUCCGGGCGUGCUCAAGGACAAAGUGUGCUCUCCGGGCGGGACAACGAUCGCGGCGGUACACGCGCUCGAGCAGGCGGGCGUUCGAGCCGCCAUGAUGAAUGCGGUCCUGGCAGCGGCGAACCGAGGCGACGAAUUAGCCAAGAUGUAA
Molecule: messenger RNA, 828 nt
Organism: Ostreococcus tauri
Lineage: Eukaryota; Viridiplantae; Chlorophyta; Mamiellophyceae; Mamiellales; Bathycoccaceae
Product: Pyrroline-5-carboxylate reductase
Exons: 1
Coding region: 1-828 (275 amino acids)
Biological process (GO): L-proline biosynthetic process
Molecular function (GO): pyrroline-5-carboxylate reductase activity
Source: RefSeq, a predicted model, not a curated record